This is a messenger RNA of Pecten maximus, 6544 nucleotides long. RefSeq names its product probable UDP-sugar transporter protein SLC35A4. Gene Ontology annotation, molecular function: pyrimidine nucleotide-sugar transmembrane transporter activity. Gene Ontology annotation, cellular component: Golgi membrane. NCBI's taxonomy places the organism in Eukaryota, Metazoa, Mollusca, Bivalvia, Pectinida, Pectinidae. The record is from RefSeq and is a predicted model, not a curated record. Gene Ontology annotation, biological process: pyrimidine nucleotide-sugar transmembrane transport.
UUACUCACACAGGUAUUAAGUAAUUUGAAGAUAGUAUCGACAGCAGUAUUAUAUAGAAUUAUUAUCAAAAGAAGUUUAUCUGUUAGCCAAUGGAUUUCUGUUGGAAUUCUUACAUUUGCUGGCUUUUGUAACAGUUAUGGAGGGCUACAGGAAAGAGGGGAGACAAAGACUGCUGGAGAAAUCCAUGUGACUACAUUGGGGCUAGUAAUGGUGCUAGUCUACUGUACAUUGUCGGGGUUGGCAGGAGUUGUCACCGAAUAUAUCCUCAAAAAAAACAUUGUGAUGUCAAUACAUUAUCAAAACAUUUUGCUGUAUAUGUAUGGGAUUGUCAUCAAUUUCUGUAGCUGGAUCUUAACAGAGGCAAACCUUCCUGACUCAGAAAACCAGUUUCAUGUCUUCAGAGGAUAUAGCGUGUUUACCUGGAUAAUUGUUAUAACACAGGUCACCAAUGGUCUCAUCAUGUCUGUGAUAAUGAAGCAUGCCAGUAACAUUACACGCCUGUUCGUCGUGUCAUGUGCCAUGUUGGUGGCCACAGGACUGUCAGUAUUAGUUUUUCAUACCAAGAUCAAUUCUUUUUUCAUGUUAUCAUUAACACUUGUCCUUCUUGCUAUGUGUUUGUAUCAUAUUGAUAGUAAAUCCCGAAAGUUAUUAAUCAACAACUUAAGAUGUCUUCCAAAAUAUUGUAAGUUUGAGACCUGAAUGCUUGUAGUUACUUUCACAUUCAAUCCAAAUUACGUUACAAAUAAUGCCAAGGAAUUCAGCAUUACCUACAUGUAAUGAUGUGUAAUAAAAUGAAAUUGCUGUUUAUUUAUAGAUACUUAUACAAUGUAUUUUUUUAUGAUUGAUGUUGUUUAAAUAUAGGUUGAAACAUUCAGACAUUUGAUAUCUAUUUAAUUUCAAAUUGUGUUUAAUGUUUGAAGAAAAGACCCUGCUUGGCUCUUAUUUUAAUUCUGACCCACCUUUUUAGAGGAGGACCCUGUAUAAUUUCUCUGAUUUGAACCAUAAAUUACAAACAAAUUUUCUUAUUAUUCACAGUUCAAAACUAAGAUUUGUUUACUCCAUUGAUAGGAGAUAAUUCUUUUGUAUUAGGUUCUCGGACCAAUGGAUGUAUGUUUCAGUUGAGUCUUUUAUCUUCAACAUGUGGUCUCUCCCUUCACAAAAUUACCAAAAUAUGGGUCUGUCUGUCUUCUGUCAAUUUUUCCUAUAAAUCACUACCAGUCCUGAAGAACUGAGUGGAUUUUGGUCAGAUUUGGUCUGAAGUAUCCUUGGUGGAAGGAGGUCCAAUUUUGUGUAAAUGGUGGACGGGGAAACUUUCCUCAGGGGAAAGAAUUGGCUAGUCUACCAGCUCAAUGGUGGGGAAACUUUUGACUAGCCAAUUCUUUCCCCCCUAUCUAUCUGGCCCGUUUAUGUCUUAAUUCAAUAUUUUUUAUAAAAAAUUCAUUUUCUGAUGUUAAAAUGAAUUAUCUGAUAUUUAAGCAUUUAUUGUAUGGACCAUUUCGUGUCAAAUAUAGUUUUGGUACUGUAAAUUUCAUGGAUUUAAAAAAUGGACCAUUUUGAGUGGACUUUAAUUCGAGGAUUUGGUAUUUUGUUGCAAUGAUGGUGAGGUAGCUUACAUAAUAUUUCGUUGUAGUCUUAAUUUUUUGUUGCUUUGCCAAUCCACACAAUCCAUGAAAAUUGGUCCCCCACCACCAAUUUUGAUUUUUCAUAUCAAAUAAUCAAUGUUCUGAUAUCAGAAAAGUUUCCCCACAGCCCUAGCUGAUAAGGGGGAAAGAGUUGGUUAGCCAAAAGUUUCCCCACUACCGUAGCUGAUGGAGAGAGAAUUGGCUAGCCAAAUGUUUCCCCAUCUCCAAAGCUGAAAUGGGGAAAGAAUAGGCUAGCCAAAAGUUUCCCUACUUCCAUAGCUGAUAAUGGGGGAAGAAUGGGCUAGCUGAUUGUUUCGUGAAGAAAUUGGCUAGCUGAUUGUUUCCCCCGGUGAAGAAAUUGGCUAGCUGAUUGUUUCCCCUGGUGAAGAAAUUGGCUAGCCAAUUAUUUCCCCGGGGAAACUUUAACAGAGGGAAAGAAUUGACUCCUACACCAGGACAAGCUGCUGCUAUGUUUAGUUUAAAAUAUUUUUUUUUCUCGAACAAGUACCUAGAGUGGUAUCAUGUUUCCUCUUAUAAAUGACCCUUACCUGUUUUCAAGGCCACAACAGCUAAACAUUAAUAUGUAAAUAUCAUUGUCAAGUUCUUAAAGAUACAGAGUACUCAUAUUUAGCUAGUAGGUUCCUGGUUUGUGGACUUAAAUGAAUUUUACUCUUAUCAAUGACGUUUAUUUUCAAAGUCACAGGUAUUAGAUAUGUUAAAAACUUCAAUGAUCUUCUUUUCAAGUCCCAGAAAUCCCAUAUGUGAAAUAUUUUGCGAGCAGGUAACAAGUAUUGAAUGCUAUAAAAGAUUAUGCGUACAAAUGACCUUGGCCUAUUAUCAAGGUCAACAUGAGAAAUAUGAAAUAUGUGACCUAUUAUGUACACUGUGUAUAGCACACAGAAUCAACAUGCUUCACAUCAUGCUUCACAUUGCUACAUCAUAUGGGUUUCACAUUGGGUAUGUUUAGAAAAAAAAAAACACCAACAGGGGGUAAUUUUUGGUAUUUCAAUUCCAUUAACUGACUUGGACAAUGCACCUAUGCAAACCUCUUCAUUAAGAUUAACCAAUGCAACAGAGAAUCACAUCAGUCUCUGAAAUAUUGUAUACCAUUUCCUAAAACAUCACUAAUAUUCAGUCAACAUGAAAAUUGGAAACAGAACUUUUGCUCUGAAUCCUAACUUAGGCCAUGUGAGCAGUUCAAGUCCUCUUUUUUGAGUUUCUUGUUAUUUUUCUAAAUAAAACCCCUAAUGGAUAAACUGAUAAAAAAAAAUCCAUGUAGAAUAUUAUAUAUAUUACAGAAACGAUGUAUUUAUCAUCUUUUUAUAAAAACAAUUUUGAAUGAUUCAACAUUAUUCCUAACCAUUUUUCAAAUAUAAACCACAAUAACUAUCACAUUUGGUUUGUUUCAGUCGCCCAUCUUGUGCACAUAUGUCUGCACGAUACAUUUGUGUAAUAUUGUGCGAUCCCACAACUGCAUUAUAUACUGAUGAUUGAAUGUUAUACUGCAUCUUACAGUUGUUACCUCCUCCUAGGUUUCGCCAGUAAAGCAAAGGGCAAAAGCUCAAGAAUCAAGAUGAGAAUAUAUGAAAGUCAAUUUGUCCUUAGUAUGUUUUAAAAGGGGAAGAAUAGCUGUCGCUGCUUAUGUUUGUGCUGUUUAGAUAUUGAUUAUCAUAAUUUUAUAUUCUCAUUUUUAUGGCCUCCGGCAUCUGUCCGUCUGUCAACAAUACCUUGUGAAUGAGUAGAUAUCAACCAAAUUUAAUUAAACUUUAAAUGCAUAAAUAAACAAGAUCUUGGGCAGGUUCGAACAUGGAAAUUAUUUGAGUUAUUUCCCUUUGUGAUAAUAUUGAUAAUAAAUUUAAAGUUUUUCAUAUGAGGACAAUAAAACAUCCAUACAUAUCUAUAUAAAUAAUUGAUAGUUUAAGUCCUAAGAAUAUUCAGUAGUUUCCAGAAAUGCGAAAAAUUUAGAUACAUGUUAAAUCAACACAUAUACAUGCAUAUGAUAUAUUUUUUUUAAUUUAAUUUAAUUGAACAUUUCCGUUUUACCUCCGAUUAGUUUCUUUAAUUUUGUAAGUCACAAGUUUUAAACAAAUUAACCAUUGAUAAUUACUUUCAAAUUUCCUGAAAAUAAAAACUACAAGUAAAUUGAUGUUGUAAUAUAAGUGUUUACAUUACUGUACUACUGCUCUUUCGUUUUUGAUUCAAUACAUUAAAUCUUCAAAAAAACAUGUGGAGCAAACCAGGUGAUGUUAUAAUACUUGUUUGUAAUACAUUGUAUUAAUGUCUGGCUCCCUUGAGACAGGAGGGGGUGGGUCCAGUGUAUAAAUGUCUGGCUCCCUUGAGACAGGAGGGGGUGGGUACAGUGUAUUAAUGUCUGGCUCCCUUGAGACAGGAGGGGGUGGGUACAGUGUAUUAAUGUCUGGCUCCCUUGAGACAGGAGGGGGUGGGUCCAGUGUAUAAAUAUCUGGCUCCCUUGAGACAGGAGGGGUUGGGUCCAGUGUUUUAAUGUCUGGCUCCCUUGAGACAGGAGGGGGUGGGUCCAGUGUAUUAAUGUCUGGCUCCCUUGAGACAGGAGGGGGUGGGUCCAGUGUAUAAAUAUCUGGCUCCCUUGAGACAGGAGGGGUUGGGUCCAGUGUAUUAAUGUCUGGCUCCCUUGAGACAGGAGGGGGUGGGUCCAGUGUAUAAAUGUCUGGCUCCCUUGAGACAGGAGGGGUUGGGUCCAGUGUAUUAAUGUCUGGCUCCCUUGAGACAGGAGGAGUGGGUCCAGUGUAUAAAUGUCUGGCUCCCUUGAGACAGGAGGGGGUGAGUCCAGUGUAAUAAUGUCUGGCUCCCUUGAGACAGGAGGGGGUGGGUCCAGUGUAUAAAUGUCUUGCUCCCUUAAGACAGGAGGGGGUGGGUCCAGUGUAUAAAUGUCUGGCUCCCUUGAGACAGGAGGGGGUCGGUCCAGUGUAUAAAUGUCUGGCUCCCUUGAGACAGGAGGGGGUCGGUCCAGUGUAUAAAUGUCUGGCUCCCUUGAGACAGGAGGGGGUGGGUACAGUGUAUAAAUGUCUGGCUCCCUUUAGACAGGAGGGGGUGGGUCCAGUGUAUAAAUGUCUGGCUCCCUUGAGACAGGAGGGGGUGGGUCCAGUGUAUAAAUGUAUGGCUCCCUUGAGACAGGAGGGGGUGGGUCCAGUGUAUAAAUGUCUGGCUCCCUUGAGACAGGAGGGGAUGGGUCCAGUGUAUAAAUGUCUGGCUCCCCUGAGACAUGAGGGGGUUGGUCCAGUGUAUUAAUGUCUGGCUCCCUUGAGACAGGAGGGGGUGGGUCCAGUGUAUAAAUGUCUGGCCCCCUUGAGACAGGAGGGGGUGGGUCCAGUGUAUAAAUGUCUGGCUCCCUUGAGACAGGAGGGGAUGGGUCCAGUGUAUAAAUGUAUGGCUGCCUUGAGACAGGAGGGGGUGGGUCCAGUGUAUUAAUGUCUGGCUCCCUUGAGACAGGAGGGGAUGGGUCCAGUGUAUAAAUGUAUGGCUCCCUUGAGACAGGAGGGGAUGGGUCCAGUGUAUUAAUGUCUGGCUCCCCUGAGACAGGAUGGGAUGGGUCCAGUGUAUAAAUGUCUGGUUCCCUUGAGACAGGAGGGGGUGGGUCCAGUGUAUGAAUGUCUGGCUCCCUUGAGACAGGAGGGGAUGGGUCCAGUGUAUAAAUGUAUGGCUGCCUUGAGACAGGAGGGGGUGGGUCCAGUGUAUUAAUGUCUGGCUCCCUUGAGACAGGAGGGGGUGGGUCCAGUGUAUAAAUGUCUUGCUCCCUUGAGACAGGAGGGGGUGGGUCCAGUGUAUAAAUAUCUGGCUCCCUGAGACAGGAAGGGGUGGGUCCAGUAGAGGUAAUCCUUAAAAUUGCUACUAGCGCUAAUAACGAGAGUAUUUUGUCAUGAUUAUUGAAAUAUCAGCUGAACGCUGUUGGCCCUAUGGGCCUCUUGUUAGAUGUGCAUUUGAAAAUACUUUUAUACAUAUUUUAAAAGUCAUAUCAUUUUAUAUUCAGUUUUGAUAAAAGUUGAUGUGUUACUUAAUAUAUUUUAUCCUGUGUCAUUUACGUUGAAGAACAUCCCUGACAGACCAUCUUACUCACAUGCAUAUGAAAUUAUGAAUUAUGAAAAUUUGAAGAACUGAAUCGAGGCAAAAUCAGCACGUUUUAUAUUGUGCAACGUCAAAUGGUUUUUCCCUCUUCUCCGCAUUGUCAGAACAUUGUUAGAACGUUUCUAAAUGUACAUGAAUCCCCUGUGUAUUGAUACUGACCUGAGGAUGAUGAUGGUUUAUCUAUAUACGUCUUUGUUUUUGUAUGAAUGAUUUUAUGAUCAAUAUUAUGCUACUGAUAUCAAGAUAUUAAGAGGAACAUUUUAAGCAAGCUUGGUUAAACUUAAGGCUUGGCAUGUUGUCACAGUUCACAUUUUAAUUCUUUAGGAUGGUUGUGUAAGAAUAUAUUGUUACAUUUGUAUUUUUUUAUUUAUUUUUUUUAAUCGAUGACAUGUUUUAUUUUGAUAUAAUUUUCACAUGAACAUUUUUAAUAGACUUUUUUUUACAAGAUACAUUUACUUUCAAAUAUACCUGUUUAAUUAUUAUUGUAUAUCAUACAUGAAAAUCAUGCUCUUUCUUUCAACCUUGUUGCGUCUUCCAGUAAGCGUCUAUGAAUGUAUUACUAGAUUAUAUAUGUUUGUUACCCUGCCAAGAUCAUCCAAACCAUUGUAGCUGUUUAUAGUACGUGUCAGUAUCCCAGAUUAAACAUGUACUAUAAUAUGUGUCAGUAUUCCAGAUUAAACAUGUACUAUAAUAUGUUUAUAGUAUGUGUCAGUAUCCCAGAUGAAACAUGUACUAUAAUAUGUUGUACUUGGUAUUGAGAUGUGUAUGCACUGUAGCUCAAUUAAUAAAAUGUAUGGGGACGCCUCCAUAAACAUUACUGA